CACUCCCCAGGCUACACUUUUCACAAUGCGCCUCCCUCUCCAGGAUAUGACGCCCAGCAGCAAGCUUUACAGCAGCAACAGCAGCAGCAGCAGCAAUCGCAGCAGUACAUGGGAAUGGCCGAUGCACCGAUGGUUGGGUCUGAUUACGGUCCACACGCGAAUGGCAAUCUCCAGACUAUGCCCGCUGCUUAUGCCACCAACGGCCUGCACAGUCCCGCACCUACGGAUAUAUGCGGAACCGCGAGCCCGGGCUCGAGCAUGGAACAGCGGACUAAUACGUACGCAUACAACUCGUCGCCGUAUGCGUAUUAAAUCACGAGGUAGCAGUGCCUCGUCCACCAGGCCGUUUAAAGUUACAUACACAAAUGACGAGUGUGACCACAUACCGUAGUGGCUGCUAAUCUACGGCGUCGUGUACGGUUGAAUAAUUUUAUUUUCAGGACAGAACGCAUGUGCCCCAAAAUUAUCGGCACCGACGGGUUGCACAUACACUACCGAUCACUAUGCUAUUAUUACCACAAACAACAAGAACUAGCUCUGGCAGCAAGCAAGGUUUUUUUUUUUUUUUUUUUUUAAAGAGCUCCUGCGGAGGCUGGACAGUAGACGAUUACACAAUAACGGCCGGCUUGCAUCAUUUUUCUUUGUCAUUUCUUUUUUCAAACGUUGGCAAAUUUCCUCUCUCUUCUAAUUCUUUUUUAUACCCUCACAAGCACGCAUUUCAUUUCAUCAGUAAGAUUGAUUCACAAUUUGAGAGAAAAAGCGAAAGAGCGACACUCAUUGCGACUUGUUUUAUGACUAUUACUUUUUUUCUUUUGUUUUUCUACAUGGGCAACGGCCGAGGGGAGGGGAUCAAACUUGCACUUUUCUGUGUGCUGAUGUGCGGGGGAUAUUUGGGGCUGGUACACGAUUAUGGAGGGCUUCUGCGGUUAUGAAGUGGGCGCAUUACGGGGGAAUGGGUUGUCUUUUUUUUCGGUUGAUUAUUUUGUUGCUGUUACUGUUGCUGUUGGCUAAUUCAGUUGGGAAAAUGUCUAAACGGCCUUUUGGGAUGAAUCAUUACAAGCGGGGAGGGGAGUAGGAGAAACAAAAAUAUGGAUUACUUGUUACAACAAACAUGUAUCAAAAGGCCUACAUUUAUUAGAAUAUAUUGUGGAUGCAGCAAUGCAGACGUACAAGUAAAUACGCCCUCUCUUUUGUGUGUUUAAGGAGUAGUAUUGAUGCAGGAUUUCAGCAUAAUGUGCCUACCUAGGUAUAUGUAAUGUGAUGGAUCAAAUUGCGUAUAUUAAACAGAGAGCAACGAAAUGUUACCUGCGCCUGUAAUGUACCUGUAAGUUACAGGCAGCAAAUCGGAGUAAUCAAGUUGGCAAUUCCGUUAAACAAAAAAAAAAAGCGCAACCAUUAUCCCAACGAGGUAAGAAAACAAAACAAGAAAAAGGCCUUUAUCCGAAGAGGAAGCUCUGCGUGUAUGUCGCACAAGGAAGGAAGACAACUACUAGUACGUACGUACGGAUAAAACGUAAUAUCUACUUCACACAUACCUUCAAUUAAGACUUUAGCGAACAGGGGGGAAAAAAAACAAGGCAAUAGAAUGUAAAUUGUUUGAGUACUCCUUGUAUUUAGCUUUUUUUUUUUUUUUUCUUGCAAGGAAAUGGACAUUAAGCCGAAACCUCAUUAGUUGGAAGGAAGAGAGGGGGAGUGAAUCCCUUUGAUUAGAUUGCGAAUUACUUGCCGAAAGUUUUUUUGUGUUUUGUAAUGAAAGGGAUGCAUUUAAGAAAUGUAACUGGGUGUCAAAGUCUGUUCUCUUUUUUUUGGCUUUAGGUUUCGGGAUGCAAAUCUAACUUUCCGUCAAUUUUUUUUUUUUUUUUUUUUUUUUUGGCAUUUAUGUGAUUUUUGAUUUGUUUGUACUUGUCAAGCUUGUAUAACAUACUUUUUUGCUUUUAUGCAGCUUAAACAGGGUGUGGGACUCGUAUAUAAUCCUUCUCAGAAACUCGGGAGAGGGAAAAAAAAAACACCAAAGCACGUCUGCGAUGCCUGUCUUAGUACCUAGAUGGGCAAUCCUACACCGGUAAUGGGGCGGCUGCCCAUAUACCCAGGGCAUCGUCGCAUAUCGUCGCAUAUCGUGCCGUGCCUAAACCAAGUUAGGUAUGUGCAAGCGUCGUUUAGUCAGUGACGGAGCCAGCAAUUUUGGCAGCUUGGCAGCCAUGCUGUUUGGUUUUUUUGUUGGUUCGUUUCGUUUACUCAAGGGGAAAGGAAGAGAAAAAAAAAGAGGUUCCAUUGCAGCGAAGCGAAGUGUUUCCCCCCCCCUCGUCUAAAAUCCUCCAUACAAGAAAGCCAGAGGAGGCGGCC
Molecule: messenger RNA, 2343 nt
Organism: Trichoderma atroviride IMI 206040
Lineage: Eukaryota; Fungi; Ascomycota; Sordariomycetes; Hypocreales; Hypocreaceae
Source: RefSeq, a predicted model, not a curated record